Messenger RNA from Lycium barbarum (goji berry), 1210 nucleotides. RefSeq lists its product as uncharacterized. The record is from RefSeq and is a predicted model, not a curated record. The transcript is spliced from 3 exons. NCBI's taxonomy places the organism in Eukaryota, Viridiplantae, Streptophyta, Magnoliopsida, Solanales, Solanaceae. The coding region runs from base 480 to 1016 and encodes 178 amino acids.
AAAAAAAUUAAAAAAAAAAAAAAAAAAAAAAACGUGAAAAGAAGGGGAGAAUCUUUUCUGUUGUUGGCAGAGUAACAGCAUGCUCCUCUCCAUUUUUUUUUUGUCCUUUUAUAUAAAGAAAGCAACAAACAAAUGAAGAGAGGGGAUGAAUCGUCUUCUUCAUUCAUCAUCUUCAUUUCUUCACCUAUAAACACCACCCUAUUCCCGUCACCACCUAAAAAACCAACGAACCCACCUGAAAAUCAUCCCAAACACCGCACUGUUUUUUUCUGUCAUUAAAACCCACCUGAAAAUACCUUCAUAGACACCAUGGAACUCAUGAUUAGAUCAUUAUAGGUUCAUUCUCAAAAAUAAAAUAAAAAAAAAAGUGUUAUCGAGUUCGAAGCUGUCCGGUCUAGGUGUUGUCGAGGUCCAAGGCUACAGCAGGUUCAUUCCGGUGUGAUUUGAGACGCUCGAGAGGGAUCAAGAAAUACCUCAAGAUGAAGUCUUCAAGAUUACUCACACGAGGAAGGCGAAGAACACUGACAGUACGGAUCAAUGGAUUGAGCCUAGGGCUCAGCAAACCUAUGUUGGAAUAUUGUGCCAGUCAGCCAGCCGGGACAUCGAUGAUUAACGAGAUAAUUGUUCAGCAGUGGAUGGAGAAGGUAGCUCCCCCGACAAGGUAUGGGACAGUUUAUGGGAUGCCUAAUCGAGCAUGUCGUCAAUUUCGGUCGUUCCUUCAAGGUGUAGGUACUACUUCUGAAGGGGCAAUGGAUCCUAAGGAGUACCAAGAAAUGAAGCUGAAAGUUAGUCAACUAACAAGUACACUUAGUUCCACGGAGGCAAGGAUGUUGCAUAUGCAGGCCCAAAUUGGCAGCUUACUCAACUCGGGGCCCUCUCAUAUUCCUCCGUGUCCCGGGGAUGCUCGUAGGUCACAGCCUAGUAGACGACGUAGGUCACAAGACAACGUAGUUCAUGCUCUUGUUGAUGAGGAUAGUGGGGAGGAAUCGGAUCAUGUCUCUAACACCCAACGUUGACUUUUUUGAUUCAUAUACUUUUGGAUUGUAAUAUUGCUAUGUUUUCUUGGAUAUGUAUAUUUUUUUUAUGAUAGUUUUAAUUCGAAUUAGAUGUACUUUUGAAGGUGAAUUUGAUUGUAGGAAGUAGUUUAUGGAUGUUUUAACUUUACGAUAUUUAAGUGUUUGAAUGUAGAAAGUAGUUUAUGGUUGUUUAA